This is a messenger RNA of Procambarus clarkii (red swamp crayfish), 4493 nucleotides long. NCBI's taxonomy places the organism in Eukaryota, Metazoa, Arthropoda, Malacostraca, Decapoda, Cambaridae. The record is from RefSeq and is a predicted model, not a curated record.
UUCAUGUACUGAGAAUGAGCCAACGUACCAAGAUGAAAUCCAUUGCAAAUUCCUGAAGGUAAUCUUAAAAAAAUAAAUAAAAAAUUCGAACGUUAUCAACGAAGCUGUUUUAAAACUGCGUUUCUAUAACAAAGAUGAAUUCGGCGCACAUAGAGACAACAAUUGUCUGUUUGGCAUGUCUCUCCUUACUGUUCGCCGUCGUGUAUGGAGAACAAAGGUUUGUUCAGGAGCCGGAGAACAUGACGGCCAAGCAUGGGGACAGCGUGACGUUGCCUUGCAAAGUAGCAGAGAGGAAAGGUACUGUACAGUGGACCAAAGAUGGCUUCGGGCUAGGUACUGACGAGGAUCUCCAGGGCUUUACCCGAUACAGGAUGGAGGUCGACGACAAUCAGGGUGUGUACAACCUUCACAUCCAGCCCGUGUUGGUGGAGGACGACGCAGUCUACCAGUGCCAGGUAGGCGGCGCCGAAGGAGAGAAGCACCUUAAGUCCGCCAGUGCUAAACUCACUGUACACUUCCCUCCCGUGGAUUCAGAUGAUCAGGUGUACCUGGACAAGCUGUCACCCAUGGACACGACAGCUGGCUCACCUGUCCGCAUCACCUGCGAGGCUGGACUCAGCACACCUGCCGCUACGAUCAAGUGGCUGCUGAAUGGAGCAGAGACCAUCCCGGGGAGCAAGGUGAACACGACCAAGCAGAAGCAACAGGAUAGCAUCCUAGUGGCCGUCAAGAGCCGUCUGGACUUGACACCCGAGAUGAAUCACCAUGAGGCCAAUAUCACCUGUCAGGUCUCCCACACGGCUCUUGACACACCCAUCGUCAGGAACAUUGUCAUGACUGUCAAAUACCCACCAAAGGUCAAGAUCUCUGUCGACUCGGCUAAGAUUAAAAUGAAUGAUGAUGUGCUGUUCACAUGCGAGGCAGAGGGCAACCCACCUGAGCUAAGGUACAGAUGGGAGGUGAACAACAUUGGUGUAGUGGGCGACCACACCACCCACUACCUCAUCAAGAGAAUUCAGCAGGACAAAAAUGGGGCGCGCAUUGCCUGCCUCGUCUCCAACUCUAUAGGCACCACUAAGGCUGAGCACACCAUUAGUGUUGAAUAUGCUCCCACAUUCCAGAAGGAUCCAGUAGAUGUGGAUGAGGAUGAGGGAAAAUCUGUCACUCUUACUUGUAAUGUUGAUGGGAAUCCUCCUCCCGAGAUUGUCUGGCUAUACGAGGCUGAGAAGAAGGUCAUUAAACUUGGAGCCAAGCUGACACUAACCGUGAGUCCAGAAACAGUGGGCACUUAUCACUGUCGAGCGGCUGUCACUGGCUUUCCAGAGGAGUCAAGGUCUAUGAGAGUGUUCAUGCGAGGUGCCCCUCAAGUGACACCCACUGAGGAGCAGUUUGGUCUGGAGGGUGACACUGUGCAGGUUGAGUGUGACAUUCAGUCCAUCCCAAGGCCCAGCGAGGUAGUCUGGUUUAAAAGCAGGCACAAGAUUGAUCCUAAUGAGUCGAGGUAUAAUAUUCUGCAGGAGACAACACCAGGUGGUGUGAAAAACACCCUGGUAAUCCACGAUGCCCAGCCGGAGGACUUCGGCUUCUACAAUUGCACCGCUAAGAAUGGCUACGGAUCGCACACUUCCGAAAUACACCUCAAAAGACAACAGAGUCUGCCUCUUGUGACGACUUUGGUAGCCAUCAUUGGCGGCAUCGUCUUCCUCAUUGUAGUUGUGGUUGUCAUUGCCCUUUUCAAGAAGAAGGGCAAGAGCUACAAAGACCCCGGCCUGGAGAAACACAGCAUGCGUUCCAGCGACAGGUCAUCAACUCACGACUCUGUGCUCAAGGUUGAAACCCGAACAGCAACAGGGAGUGACCUCUCUCCUUCUGAAGAUGAUGACUACAGCUCCCAUGAUGACUGGGAUGCCUCCGAUACAGCCAUUCCCAAUAGCAGGCAACUUCAAGACCAUUUAAGAUACUCGGCUGGGGACUUCAAUGAUCCAAUGUUUCCAUUAAAGCAGGAGAGCCCAAACAACAACAGUGGUGGAUAUGUACAGUAUGUGGAUUACUCACGGGACUACAACCCUCCACCUCCUCCACCCAUUAACUACAACCGCAACUCUAUCUAUUCCACUGGGCCCCCGCUGAACAAUGUGGACCCCCGAUACUCUGCCGUCUAUGGCAAUCCCUAUCUGAGAGCCCCACCCAGUGCCAGAGGUCCCCAGAAUAUGUAUGGGAGUGCCGGAGGCAUCGAGUACAGCACCUUACAACCUGGGGGAGGCACUGCCCAUGUUGGUGACCCGGGGAUUGCUCCUCAGAACAUUUAUGCUGGAGGAGCACCACAAAAUCUUAACAACAACAACAACCUUAACAACAUGACAGCCAACAACAGUAGUGCCACGUAUGGGCAUGUUGGCCAGGGCCGCAAUAACCUGAGGUCUAGUACCAACAUGAACAACCAGUACAUUAUGGUGCCACAAGCUGACUCAAGACAUGUCCAUGGCACACAUAUCUGAGACAUCAAUUUAAAUUCUUUAAUUUGGGAGAGUUUUAUAUUUUUCUCCAGAUAGAAUUCAGGCAGUACUGAAAAGACAGGCACAGAGAACCUUAAAUUCUGAGUCUGUGGUAACUGCUAUGAUUUAUCUCCGAAGAGCAGUUUUCAAAAAGCACUUCAAUGGAUUGCCAUAUUCAGUAACUCGAUGGUGGAAUCUAUAGUGUGAUCCAUUAAGCUGUUUUAGAAGGACCUUAGAGAAAGUAAAUUAUAUAAAUAUAGUACUUACUUGCCCUUCAAUGUGUAAACAGAAUUGCUCAAAUAAAACUGGCUAGCCACUGAGCUAUCAAGCAUUGUUCUUGAGUUAGAUAAUUCGAGGCAAAAGCUGCUGGUGCCUCACUCACCAAAGUCUGUGUGAACCAAAGAUAUUAUGCGUGUGUGUGUGUGUGUAUAUGUGAGUGUGUAUGUGUAGGUGUGUAGCAGUCCACUUUACUGUUACAGAGCUGGUGUUUAAUAUGCCAUACAAUAAGAAUUGAGUGGGAUUCUUUAUGUUCUUCAGAAUCAUGACACAGGAAGACCUCCCUGGCACUUAUGGUUCCUAGUAAUACUGUACUCGUAAUAACUUGUUUAGAUGCCACUUACAAAAAAUUACUGGAAGUGACACUGUUACCUAAAGAAUAUUACUGCUAAGGGGCAUUAGUCAAAUCUCUCAAUUCAAUCAAAUAUUUUAUAUGUGUACUGAAUUCUCUUUGGUUAUGUUUGACAGUUACAAGCUUUUUGAGAUUUGAGUUUUCAAGCUGUUUAACAGCAAAACACAUUAUGCACUGGGACAGUCAUUCCUGAAAAAAUGAGCAUAUAUAUAUACUUGCCAAUUAUAUUUUUAGGCUUUUUGAUGCUAAUUAAGGAUUUUUACAUUAUGUCUGAAUGGUCACUCAUGCUGGCAUGUGGAUUUUUGCCUUCUUAUUUCAUUAACAAAAUCACCCAGUUUCUGUUAUAUGAUUUUGUGAAUUUAUAAAAUUUAUUAAUAUUAGACGAAGCAAACUGAAGAUUUUCUACUAAAAUGAAUGAAAAACAGACAUUGAAAAGUAAAGCAAAUGUCUUAUAUAUACUAAGAAUAUUGUUAAUAACAAAAUAUGGCAAUUUUGGAACGGCAGAUAUUACAAAACAUUCUACGUUGGUUCAGAGAAUAAAAUCUCUUGCAGUAAAAUAAAACUUUUGUAUAUAUAGUAUUUCAUAAAAUAUUUAUGAGUGAUUCCACCAUUAAUAGUGAGUCUGGAUACACACAAAUGGCUCCAGGUUGUAUAUAAUUAAAAAAUAAUAAUUUUUCCAAUGUAAUUAACUUCUUCCCAUUCUCAUAUCCAUUUCCAAGGCUUAUACAUUAUUUAAGAUAGUGUACAGUGAUGAUAAUUCCUUUGACGAUUACAUUACUGAUAAUAUAUUGUGAUGAUAAAUACAUUAUUGAUAUUUAUAAUAGGGCUUUUGUAUAUUUUUUCUUUAUAUAUAUAUAUAUAUAUAUGUGUCUGUAUUUUUGUCUUUCCUGCACUGUGGUCUCGCGUCUGUACAUUGUGGAUUAAGGAAACAUAAUGAAUGAUAUUUUGCUCUGGAAUGCAUGCAAGCCGAUACUCAUAAGUUAUAAAAUGUAUCAUGGACUAGUCAUUAUGAAAUACUGUAUAAAUGUUAUUUUAAAAUCUACAAUUUAUAUUGUAUUUUCUAAGUGAACAAUAAUUCAAAAAAUUAAUAUUUCAAAUAAUGAAUAUAAAAUUAAUAUUUUCAAUAAAAUGAAAAAAUGAAUAUGGGCAUUCUGGCGAGACUGACGAUAAUUUUGUUUGUACCAUUUUUUAUUGAACCAUUGUAAACAAUAAAAAAGUUUUUCUCAUGAUCUUUAGUAAAGUUGUAAAUAAACAAUUGUAAAGAAGAUUUUUCCUCUUGCUUCACUAAUGUUCCAGUGAGGCCAGUAUAUAUAGUCUUGUUACAUGUUUUAUGUGUCUCAUUACAUUUUGUAAAUAAAGUGUAAAAGUUA